This is a messenger RNA of Xenopus laevis (African clawed frog), 1956 nucleotides long. RefSeq names its product desumoylating isopeptidase 2 like L homeolog (gene desi2l.L). Gene Ontology annotation, biological process: protein deubiquitination; protein modification by small protein removal. The transcript is spliced from 5 exons. The record is from RefSeq and is a predicted model, not a curated record. NCBI's taxonomy places the organism in Eukaryota, Metazoa, Chordata, Amphibia, Anura, Pipidae. Gene Ontology annotation, molecular function: peptidase activity; palmitoyl-(protein) hydrolase activity; deubiquitinase activity. The coding region runs from base 1141 to 1731 and encodes 196 amino acids.
GUGAUGUUGAUUAGUAGCAUUGCUUAAAUGAAGUCAGUUGAUGUAUUGCAUUUCCCACAAUUUACCUCUAGCAGAUGAUUAUUUAAUUGCAGUAUGCCAUGAAAGGGUUAAUGAGGCGAGGGGUAUCAGAAUGCCAAGAAGCAGGUUUACACAGGGGGAUUCCAUGUGCCGGUUGUACUUUGGGGGGGGGGGGCUCUGGGCUGUUCCAUGAAUGGUUAGCAUGCAGCGUUGGUGAUGGAGCCUCGGUCCCCGGGGGGCUGUGGAUUCUGUAUGAUGUAACUUGCUCCCUGCAGCUCAUUCACAUCUGCUUGGUAGCAGUAGGCAUGGAGCCAAAACUCCACCCCCUAUUUAGAUGAGGUCAUCCUGUCCCUAUUUUUUUUCCCUUCCAGAUACUACACAGUUUGCACUGAAUGAGCAGCCGCCUCAUAUCUAUUCCACAAGCUGAGUCUGUUGGCAGACCUUUACACCAGGCUAUUUCCCUGUGGAUCUUGCUGAUUCCUUCAGCAUCUUGUCACACUGAAGCCUCAUUACUGUUAUCCAGCACGCAGCAUCAGGACCACAACUCCUUCCGACUAUCAGCAUCAGCAUCUCUUGUGUUUAUCCAGUAUCUCCCAGUGCAAUCUGUGUAGUACAGAUCAACUAGCGGCAGCUGGACGAGGAGCCUGUAGAGGAAAAACAGCCCAGGAUUAUGCUCAGCAGCAUGUGCAGUAAGUGGACUGUAACCAGCCAGAGGAAGGGGCAUGUUUGGGGAUGCUGAGCUGACCUUACAUUCAGUAAAGGUCAUUGGUGUGCUAGGAGCAGAUGUGUUGCAGGGCAUUUUCUACAUUGGCACCGCCUGAACUCAUGAUAUUAAACUUGCCUCUGGAUCAGGACUGCAUCAUGUACUGUGGAGCGUAGCGGUCGCUCCUCAGGAUUUGCUGGAAACUCUGCUUGAAUUGCCCUCGUCUCCAGAUUUCCCCCAUGAGCCGCAGUGUGAGACAGAAACAGAUUUGCUGGGCAAGUUUAGGCAGUCAGAACCCCAAACCUGUUUGACUGGAGACUGUAGAAUGAAAACAGACCUGCAGACAUCAACCAAUUGCAGCAUUGACCACAAGGGAUCUCUACGCCUGGAGGAGCCAGAAGGAGCCGCUCACAUUCACAAUGGCCAAUGAACCAGUGAUACUAAAUGUCUAUGACAUGUACUGGAUCAACGAAUACACCUCAACCUUGGGAAUUGGAGUAUUUCAUUCAGGAAUUGAAAUCUAUGGGAGAGAAUUUGCCUAUGGAGGGCACCCUUAUCCAUUUAGUGGGAUUUUUGAAAUCACGCCAGGCAAUGCCGCAGAGCUUGGAGAAACAUUUAAAUUUAAGGAAGCUAUUGCCCUCGGGACCACAGAUUUCACAGAAGAAGACAUUGAUAACAUAAUGGAGGAGCUGGGGAAGGAAUACAAGGGAAAUGCCUAUCAUUUAAUGCACAAAAAUUGCAACCACUUUUCUGCAGUGUUGGCAGAGAUGCUGUGUGGGAAGGAAAUCCCAAGAUGGGUGAACCGCCUUGCCUAUUUCAGCUCCUGUAUCCCAUUCCUUCAGAGCUGCCUUCCCAAAGAGUGGCUGACCCCGGCUGCCUUGCAGAGUCACAUUAGCCUUGGACUCCAAAGAGAAGAUCAGGGGGACGCAACAGACGAUGACUCUCCAUCCACCUCUGGAGCCUGUGCAUCAACAGGAACGACUAGAACCUGUAGACACACUAGAGUCUAACUGAUAGAAUACAUCCCUAUGGACAAUCAGUUUUCAGAGAUUACUGUAAACCGUACAGCCUGACAAAAUCUUUUUAUUUUUAUUGAAGGGUUAACCCACUGUUGCUGCUCCGUAUUCUCCUUCUACUGAGUGGGAUUCUUUGUGCUGGCAAAGAGUUUUGCCAAUGGAUAAACACUAAAAACUUGGUAACUUUUUAGAUUCAUUAAAAAGUGCAUUCCAAAAAUA